Puccinia graminis f. sp. tritici CRL 75-36-700-3 is the source of this 321-nucleotide messenger RNA. RefSeq names its product high mobility group protein B1. The record is from RefSeq and is a predicted model, not a curated record. The transcript has 4 exons. NCBI's taxonomy places the organism in Eukaryota, Fungi, Basidiomycota, Pucciniomycetes, Pucciniales, Pucciniaceae. Bases 1 to 321 code for a protein of 106 amino acids.
AUGCCUAAAGACCCAACUGCCAGCUCGAAACGUGCCCCCAAAUUAGAUUGCGAUGGUAACCCGGUGAAAACCAAGAGGGUCAAGAAAGAGAAAGAUCCCAAUGCACCCAAGAGACCACUAUCGGCCUACAUGUACUUUAGUCAAGAUUGGCGUGAACGGAUCAAGACGGAGAACCCCGACGUUUCUUUUGGCGAAAUCGGAAGGUUACUUGGUCUCAAAUGGAAAGGUCUGUCCGAGGAAGAGAAAAAACCUUAUGAAGAUAUGGCUUCCCGAGAUAAAAAGAGGCACGAAGCUGAAAAAGCAGAGUACGAACGAAGCUAG